This is a messenger RNA of Betta splendens (Siamese fighting fish), 9526 nucleotides long. RefSeq names its product homeobox C11a (gene hoxc11a). The transcript is spliced from 2 exons. Gene Ontology annotation, molecular function: DNA-binding transcription factor activity, RNA polymerase II-specific; RNA polymerase II cis-regulatory region sequence-specific DNA binding. Gene Ontology annotation, biological process: anatomical structure development; regulation of transcription by RNA polymerase II. Gene Ontology annotation, cellular component: nucleus. Lineage: Eukaryota; Metazoa; Chordata; Actinopteri; Anabantiformes; Osphronemidae. The record is from RefSeq and is a predicted model, not a curated record. The coding region runs from base 5347 to 6453 and encodes 368 amino acids.
GUGAGGGUGGGGGUGCGGGCGUUGUGUGCAGAUGUGUGUUUGUGUGUGUGUCAGUGAGAGUGAGAGCUCCUUUUGAAGCAGAGUGUUAAUGCGAAGGAGAGGAUGGGUACUGUAGAGUGCGUUCACUUCUCAGUCCUAUUACAUAUUGAUUUUGACACGACCUAAAACGAGUCCUCUGUGAUGUGUAGCGUCUUAUCAAUUUGUUUUUAAAUAGCACCGCGCGUCCAGCAAUCCUUAAUACGCGGCGUGAUGGUUUCAGCGCGGUCUUAAAGCGUCCAAAUUCGCCCUGGACGCGUCCUGGUGGGAGCAAAGGGGGGAAACAUCAAAACGUCUCAAAGUGUCACAUUCGUGGCCAAUUCUUCUCACUUGAAUAACCCAAAAAAUCAUUUUUCAUUUGCUACUGCUGUAAUGGUUGUCAGCGCCUGACGUGGGCCUCGGCUUUAGGUUUUGCUCAGAAAUAUUCAUCUGUAUCAAUUAUUCUUUACACCAGUGUGGUGUAGAAAUACUACUGCAUCUUACUACUACCACUGCAUAGACCUAGUGCAGGUUUUCAUGAAUGAUUAGUAUUUUGGAGGUGAACUAUCUUUAAUAGACGCGGCUCCUCAAAGCUCUUUUGAAUUUUAGAUGGAAAAUUCUGUCACCUGUUGUCCGGUGCCGGUUCCGUGUAUAUGCACUUUAGCCUGGACUAUAUUUUUUUUCCUAGACGAUUGUCAAUGUUUAGUUCAAUGGAAGAAUGAACUCGGAAAAUCUGGAGCUGAGCCUGUAAAGCAAACAUUUUAAGUACAGACAUUUCAGCCAUAUUUGAGACUGUAGCGUAAAGCUCCGAGCUUCUGUUUCAGGUCCACACACUGAAUGACUGGUUUUCAAGGCCGUGACAAACUAAAAUAAUAUAUUUGAAUCCCUGGUGCGCACUUGGUCGCACAUUACGUGAUUAUUCGUGCUGAGUUUGAAAUAAAUACUUUGCGAUAUUAGCAAGUAAUUUCACCUGCGUUCACCCGAAGAGACAGGUUUGGAGCAAAUAAUAAAAACGUUUGCAUCUAUCAUACACGCAUUAGUUAAGUUGUUUAAAAGCAUAACACAAUUUUGUUAACGUAAUAUCGUGCUAUGCCUUUGCAUCCUUUCGUCACUUUAAAUUCUCCAACACAUCUUUGCGUAAUAAUAAACGACCUGUGCGUUAUUCUCAGCCAUGCCACGCGCUUUCCUGGAUUCCUAAACGCACGUGUUAUAGUGUAAUAGCAAAGCUAUGGUAUUUGUCAACGGUCAAUUGUUUUCAAAAAAGGGUGCAGUUUAACUAAGCAGUUUCAGUUUUCAAAGCGCAGUCAUAUGACGGAGCACGGCCUGAAGCGCUUUGUUCACAUAAAUAGUAUUUAUUUGGAGUUUUCUGAAAUAAUAACCCUGACGCUAUAACAGCACCCCCGGUAGAAUUUCUAAGAGGAGAUUAACUUGUCUAAAAUGUGUCCACGUGGGCCUUCAGUGUUUGCUGCGCCACUCUUCAAAGGACGUCCAGGUUUUUCCAGGACAUCUAAAUAGGAACUAUAGUGUCAGAAGUCACUACUGGGCGAUAUCCUGUGAUGUGAAAUCAUUUAAUACUUCAAAUAAAAAAGUUAACACGUUGUUGUGAAGGCUUUACGUCCUCGUGGUUGGAAGAAAAGUGCACUCUGGAGAUUGCGUUAAAUGAUACAGCGACUGACAUCCCUGUCUUCCAAGCCACUGUUACCGCCACACGUAGGUGCAUUCACUGAGUCCAAUGAGGAAAAAAAAACACAAGGCUCUUUAGUGUCGCUCGAAACUGUUCGCAGCUUACACAGCCAAGUUUAACUGCCCGACUUACAUCCAAUUAAACUUAUCUAGGCCAUGAGGGGACAGUAAUAUGAUUACGCAGACUCCCCACAUUUAGCUGUGCCUGUGUAGCAGUGCCUUAAUGGUUAACUGCGCCCUUCUCUGUGCUUGUGUGGCGACGAUUGUUUCAUGUUUCGGCACAGACUUUAUCACCAAACGAGCCAAACACGCCGUCUAACAUUAAGGAGCGCCACUUUUGAACUGCGAGUUCUUUCUAACAACAGUGUGGCACAGGUUAAACAUAGUAAUUAUGGCUGUAGGUAACGAUACAUAGCUUAAAUUCCUCAGACGCUGUCGUAAAGUUUGUAGUCCAACAGUGACAUUUAAGCGACGAAUAGCAAAUGUUUACACACUAACAGCCUGCUUUCUUUGGAGCAGCGACGCACGUUGGCUUCCGCUCAUGCUGCAGCCUACAUUGCCAUUAUUGUUGAUUGUUGCAUGAGUCCUUUUAAUACAGCACAGCUUUGCAUAUGCUUAGUCUGCUCAUUUGGUGCAGCCAUCAGCUCGUCCCGGGUCCUACUGCUAGCAGAAUAUCAGCUGCUGUGAGUCGUCACAUGAGAAACCUUACUCUUUGACUAAUGUUCUGCGCGCACCCAGGCGAGAAUAGCGAGUGUUUGAAGCCUCGGAAGGCGGAUAUUACUAAGUGGGGGACAUUGACUGAUCAUAUUUUGCCACAUUGUGAUAAACUCGUUCAAAACUCGUACUUCCCAUUCAUUUAAACGCCAUUAUUCCUGCUGUGCACUGCGUGGUCUUUAAACCUCUGUACAUUUUUCCAGCUGUCUUGAUUAUCAGCCCUAAGUUUUGAAUUUUAUUAGUCCAUCACUUAUUCAUGCCCUUACAUUAAUUAUUGAUACCGCGCUAAUACGCAUCAUUGAAAUUAUUAUGAUGAGGAAAUGGUUUGACAAUCUUGUUUUGUGUUGUCUGUCUCGGUUCUAUUAUUGCCCGCUAAAAGAAAAGUUAGUAGCUUUUAGUUUAGAAGAUGCAAUCGUGUAAUGUUAACAUGCGGCUGCCUUUUAAACGUAGGUCACAAUCGUUAUUAUUAUGGCGUUUGUGUUUUUUCAUUUCAAAUUAAAUAUCGUUCUAGUUUAUUUACACGAUGUCGCCUAUCGUGUAUUCCGUAAUGUUAAAUUAGGCAGUGACAUUUUAGUGUGCGCAUUAUUAUUAUUGUUAUUUCGAUGCUCACUAGGCUACUAAUCCUGGAGCGUGUGACAUGUGUCCACACACACACACAGGCCACCGGGCUGUUUGUUUGCACCAUGCUUCCAUAACUGCAGCCAUUCAUUUAUAUAGAAAAAUAUAAAACAUACCGUGUGUGUGUAUCACAUACGUACUGAAAUGUUGAGUAUUACAAAUAAAUAUGAAAACAUAGAAAAAAAUACUUUUAUGAUAUUAAAUUGCUCCAUUUAUAUUUGUGAACACACGGCCUCGUGCUCGGUGAAAUGUGAAGAUUGUUGUUUUUGCAGAAUAUCUACUUGCUGAAAUCCAAAUUCCUCUCAUUCUCAACCUUUAUGGUUUUCUAUAGAACAAAGGGAUUUAGCGUUACUACAGCCAUUCCCAGUUUUAUGGUGGACGUAGAGAGGAUUUUAGUGGUCAAAUUCAAGUGCUGUGUCUGGACAGCUGUCUGCUUUCAUUGUACUUGGAUGCAGGAUGCAUCAUGUGAGACAACCUUUUGUCUGUGCUGGUAGUAAACAAGCUAAUGCCAAUGCCACCUUUUUUUCACAAAUCCUCCUGCGAUGGACUGCCAUUUCCACUGCUGAAGUCCUACGAUGUUUACCGAAGGCGCUAACCUUGUUUUCUGCUAUUUAAAACGCCCGGUGUCCUACAAGAAAUCCUAGUUCACCAAGAGGUUGGAGUAUUGGCUAAUAAUUCAAGGGUCUAUUGGAACAUUUAGGAAGUAGCUUGUAAUCAUAAACAAUGGGCCAUCAUAUUAAUUUCAUCUUGUGAUACUAUCAGUCUAUAAAGGACCAGAGAUGGCCCUCAGCAGUACAAUUAAAAGUUUACAAUGACGCAGGAAAGAACACACAGGCGCAAUUUUUCUCCAAACCAUUCGUUUUAUUACAAUUUAAUUUAAAAAAAAAACAUAACAGGGCGGACAGGCGGCUUCUUCUUUAACAAAUGAUCAGUUGGGACUUCAUUAAGUGUAGAGGGAAGCAUUGCAUACAUUCAUAACGCUCAGUCAAUGGGCCCAGGCUGAGUGCUUUAUCAGCGGCCGUUUAUAUGAAGACUGUUUGUUGAUCUGCUUUGAAGCUUAUGGAAAAAACGUUGCAUCCAAAGCAUUUAAUUUGAUCGUCUGUGAGUUCAAGGAGAUUUUACUACGUUGCAUAUGAUGUGGAUUUUUGUUGUCAGAGCUUCGACUUGCUCAUUGGGGGGGGGUGUAAUGGGCGGUGUUUUCGCCACUGGUGGUGGUGUAACCACUUCACUUUUUAAUAAUGUUUAGUCCAGCAUUUGGCUGGAAAGGAUUGUGUGUUUUUGCGUUCGUGCUGAUGUAUUUAAGGGCACAUUUCUCUCUGAAUGAGAAGCGUCGUCUCCAGGCUGCGCUGGUAGGUUUUUCUGCAGCAACUCCAGGAAGUGGGGUCUGGAAACGUGCAGUUGUCCUCUGUCAUGAUUCAAAGUCAAAGGCAAUAAUGAGAGUGGGUCGGCUGUGCUUUGGUUCUUCAGUCAACAUGCAUUCUGCGUCUCCCCUCGCUGACAGUUCAGCCUCUUCACAGCACGUUUACAUACAGACAUAGCAGCUGCGCACCAUCCACCAUGUGAAGAGUUUUCAUUUGAUGAAAAAAAAAUCGACCAAAUAAGAUGCUUGACGAAGUAAGAUGUUGCACAAGAGCAGCCCGAUUCAUCCGCACCUCUGAUUAUAAUCACGUGUGCAACAGAUUUAUGCAUCCAAAAACGGAUAAAAAGAAAUUAAAUAACUGUAGAGGAUCAGAAGUCAUUCAAUGUGGUCUGUUAACCUUUUUAUAAAUAGAGAAACGAUCAUCAUGGGAUUGCUAGUAACGAGCUUGUACUUGAUCUGGGCUACAAUCCCAGCGAUUAUUGUGCUUAGCGUCUAUUAAAUGCGGAUCUUGUAGUGUGCGCAACAGUAUUAGUGACAACUCCUCAUUCUGUAAUUAAGAAGCCAGUAGAGCAUUAGCAUUAGUGUUGGAAUCAGUAGGUCUCGUCAUAUGCACAACAACAACAACGACUAAUAUGAAUAAUAAUAAUAAUAACAAACAACAACAAUAAUAAUGGUAUCUGUGAAAUUCCGCAACGCUGUGAUUUGCAUGUUGCUGAGCGCACUCUGCAGUUUGCACUGUGCCUGUUUUAAGGAGCUGGAGCUGUUAGCUAGCUUACCACCAGCCCAUAAACAUAAACACACAGCACAUAUCUCUUUAAUUGUCAUAAGCCAGCGACCAAGAUUCAGUUACUGGCGUUCGGACUGCGCCCGCGAUGUUGGAAAAUUAUUCGUUUGAACCUCCUCGAUCUUACCUAAAGCCAACCACUCCUACACAUCCAACUCUUCCAAAUUGAUAUAUGACAAUAUCUACUUUCGAUCACGUGUCCGCGGGGCGACUUAGACGGAUUGCGCGUCAUCUCGCCUUCCCAAAUUUUUCCCUUCUGCUGCAGCUCGUAUCCAAAACAUCUAUCUAUAGUACGGAGUACGAGAGAGAGAGAAAGAUGUUUAACUCGGUGAAUCUGGGCAACUUCUGCUCCCAGACGCGCAAAGACCGGACAUCCGAGUUCGGGGACAGGACGGGCUGCGCGUCCAAUAUCUACCUCCCCAGCUGCACCUACUACGUUCCCGAGUUUUCUGCCGUCUCUUCGUUUCUUCCACAGGCCCCGUCCCGGCAAAUCAGCUACCCUUAUUCCACAAAUCUGUCUCAGCCGGUACGGGACGUUUCAUACGGCUUGGACCCUGCCAGUAAAUGGCACCACAGAAGCAACUAUGCAUCGUGCUACUCGGGAGAGGAUCUGGUGCAUAGGGACUGUCUUCCACCAUCCACCAUGACAGAAAUGCUUAUGAAGAACGAGAGCGUGUACAGCCACCACCAUCACCAUCACUCCCACCCGGGCUCCAAUCACCCGUCCACAGGUUUUUACUCCGGCGUGGGGAAAAACAACGUCCUCCCGCAAGGUUUCGACCGCUUCUUCGAGACCGCGUACUGCAGUAGCACGGACAAUCAGUCAGACAAUUGUUUACAAAAGGGCGACGGGGGAAAGCUGGAAAGCGACUCCCAGACGCAGCAGCAGCAGCAGCAGCAGCAGGAGCAGCAGUCCACAGCGUCUGUAGCCGGAGCUCCGGAGCAGGAAAAAGACCCGGAGGAUGAGGAACACACAAAUUCAGGCUCAUGCACGUCUUCCUCCGCGACAACCAAGGACGGCAACGCCAGCAAGAGCAGCCACUCGAGCACUCCUCGCACAAGGAAGAAGAGGUGUCCAUAUUCCAAGUUUCAGAUUCGGGAGCUGGAGAGGGAAUUCUUCUUUAACGUUUACAUCAACAAGGAGAAAAGGCUCCAGCUCUCCCGAAUGUUGAACCUCACCGACCGCCAGGUUAAAAUUUGGUUUCAGAAUAGAAGAAUGAAAGAGAAGAAGCUGAGCAGAGAUCGCCUUCAGUACUUCUCUGGAAACCCCCUCUUGUGAGCAAGCGCAGAGAGUGUCACGGUCUGUGUCAGUGACAUUAAGGCCUGCUCUUAUCUCAUUCAGUCGUAACCGUGGGCAUAACCAUUUUCUAAAGGAACCCAUAUCACCAACAGUGCAACGUUCAAGCGGACUGUGGGAGCGAUAGGCCUGCAUGGGAUAAAGUCGCCAUUUUCUUAUUGCCCUGCGGGCGGCGGUGGAUUUGUAGCAGAUCCCUCCAAAGGCCUUCGUGGUCACAAUAAUCAUUUAUAUGCUGUUCUUGAAUAUGUCCGUCUAUUUAUCACGGUCCUCCGUUGUGUUUAUUCUAUUGGUCCCGUAGACACAUUUGUUAACAACACCAAAUGUAAGAGUUUGAAUCAUUAAUGCGCAGACAUGGUUUACCCCCCCGCCCUCUGUAUAUAGCAUAUCAUUAUCUAAUUAUUUCCCGACCAGAGUAUGAACACGUUAGAGAAAAAUUUCCAGGCUGCAUUUUUCGCCAUUGAGAACUGUGACGUCCAAUCUGUGAAAGUAUACCCCCCCCCCCCACCUCUGUACAGAGUAGCCUAUGCAAUGUGCAUUCGUGACUGUAAAUAGGCCUUUGUUGAAUUUCUUUUCUCCUUAUCCCUGCUGCUAUUUUUCAGUACGGUGCCCAUACGACUUUAACGAGCUUUAAUUCCUUAAAUUAUUUGCUUCAGACAUUGGUGCUUUGGAUAUCAGAGAGGAGGAACAAAUUGUCGGCCUGUGUAUCAAUAAUAUAAUACAUAUGAAAUACAUAUGAAAUAAACACAAACGUAUAGGCAAAACCCAUGGACUUUGUGCUUUUUGUGAGGAUCAUCGCCGGUGUGAUGUGCGUGUUCUCUUGACAGGCGUGGUGCUCUGUUUGUUUGCGGUGAGUCAGAACCUUUUUCUAAAUAAAUGCUUGUAUAACCUAAACCUGAUGACCCACAUACACGGCAUGUGCACCGGUUCAACCAUACACACCGAUUUGGUUGCGGUUGUGAAACUGAGGCGUUCUGUCGGCGGGCCUGCACUUGUCAGAGUUUAGGCUCUGCGAAGGUUACACCACGCUGGGAGAUCAUGUUUAAGCCGGGGCGAGCGCGUUUAACGCAGAUACAGGCCAGAUCAGAGAAAUGCAGAGAAAGCGGCUGGAAUGAUAACCUCUUUUAGUGCCCACUAAAUGGAAUCGCCACUCUUGUAGUCUAGACACUGCCAUAAAGACAGAGGCACUAAAUAGCUAUUUUUUCUCUUAAUUGCACCGUCUGUUCGGGGGGGAAUGGCGCUAUUUCCGCACUAAAUAGUAAACAAGUAGGCCUGGAUGUCCGAAGGGGGGAAAAGUUGCCAAGAGUUUCGACGUGAACUCGGCCUGAGUCUGCAGAAGUCAACCCUCUGCAUGGGGCGGUCCGGUUUUCUGUCCUUUCACCAGAACAACAGCAACAAACGCUUAUGAGGAAGUGGAUUUGCUUAAAAACACGUGUUAUUGUCUUAUUUCAUUCUUUAUUCAUUUUCACUCAUCAUGUCCUUUUAAAGCCUUGCAGCAUUCAGUCUUGCAGGCCUUGUAGCGCAGCAUAAAUAACUGUAUUUGUUUGAGCUGACAUCAAACUUCAGCCUGUUUCAACACAUCGGCUGUGAAUAAAUAAUUGUUGACUAAUUGGACCAUGUGUUGGGGCUUACAGUCAAAGAUAAAUAGGAGAAAGGAAAUUAUAACUGGCGUGCUGUAUUUCCUUCUCACAUGUGUGUGUGCGCGCCUUAUGUGGCCGUGUGCGUAUUAUCAGCGUUUGUUCUCAACAUAUGUACAUGAUGGGAGCACGUGUGCGCUAACUACAAUUUAUAAUUAAAUGUAGUCUUUGAACUUCAAUAAUGUCAAGGCCCUCACCUUUAACCCGCUGCAAUAAAGUGGAAUCAAGGAGCCCCUUUAGCCCGGAAAUGUGUGCUGCGACGGAACGAGCCAAUGAGAGUGAGUGGGAACAGAAAAAGGAAUGUGUACAGAGACCAACUUUGACCCCUCGCAUUAAACUACAGCAGGUAACGUUGCCAGCUUUAGCACGCCCAGUAAAUACACUUUAUUGUCCUUGUAAAAUGUAUACGUUUUCAUGCAUGAUACGUUUUAGAACACGCUGCUAUAAGCUGCAGGCCUAUAUUUGUAUAAGCUAAAGAGAAUGGAAAAAAAAACACCAGUGGGUGUGAGUCUGUCGCAGUGUGCUUGUCGAAAUGGGUGGUUCUGUAAGUGCAGACAUGACGGUUUGUGAAUCCGUGUGUGAAUCAGCGCAUCCUCUGGUUUCUGUCUAUAAACGUGGCUCCUGCUGCGGCGGCUGCGCGUGGAUCAUCGGGUUUUCGUUGUGCAAUGCGCUGCAGUGACUCCGAUUAACGCUCUGGUUUGGGCCAGAGUGUGAAAUAUGCAACACAAUCGUAUAGAAAGCGGUUGUGCGUUUUUUCUCCACACUGGGUGAAAUUACGCCCACCUUCGUAGCUAGAAUUAUCAGGGAGGACGCGGCGCUUUAAGGGAAAAAGGCGAUGCAGACUAGUGGAGAUCAAGGCUGUAGAAGCCCAUCGCUCGCCACACCCACCAACCUUGGCCCUGGGACAGUGACGUGGGUAAUUUGUAGUUUUCUCCAACACACAACGUCACUAACGGAGCGCUGCAGAGGCUCCUGCAAAUGUUGUCUGUUAACCACACGGGGGCCAUGAGCCUCUGCACUUUUUGUGUUUUCUCAACGGGAUCUUGAAAACGCUUCCUGAGAUGAAUGCCUCGUGACAUCAGAGUAGUAUUAUUAGUGGUAGGGACAUCCUCUCUCCGUGAUAAGCCGUGUGGCAGAAGGACAGUGAGCUCUGCUGGAAUGCAGCCCCCGCUUUGCCUCAGUCUGACUCGUGCACUUGGGUGUUGUGCUGAAGGAAAAUGGCGGAGAGCUUUAUGUAGAUGGUGUGAACCAGGGGGAGAAGACACACUCAUGCUGGUAAAAUGGAGAAUAAUUCAUGUAGUUGCCUAUGGAGGUAUUUUGAAGAAUGUAUUUUUUCGAUCCGAUGUUAAAAAGCUUUAGUAAGACACAAUUUCUUUUACUCUGACAAAUACAUAUGCUAUAAAUAAAUAUUUUUAAAGGGA